Rhizoctonia solani is the source of this 2001-nucleotide messenger RNA. RefSeq names its product low temperature requirement protein LtrA. The transcript has 17 exons. The coding region runs from base 1 to 2001 and encodes 666 amino acids. The record is from RefSeq and is a predicted model, not a curated record. NCBI's taxonomy places the organism in Eukaryota, Fungi, Basidiomycota, Agaricomycetes, Cantharellales, Ceratobasidiaceae.
AUGACCCACAGAAGACGCUCCAGUUUGUUUCUCCACGUUAAAUCACCGCCAAAUCCAAAUGAUAAUCCUACGCUAUGGGAGCAUCGUCUACGGCAGAGGCGCCCAAUCUCGCGCAACCCGUUCGAGAAAAGUGUGCCUGAUGGUGACUAUGGAAACACUGUGAUCACUUCCUCUCCAGUUAUUCAGAGCGAGCCAACUAAAUUCGAGGAGGUCGAAGCGGGAGAUCCCCCCGAGGAACCCGUAAAGUUGAAGAGUAAUUGGGACAUGGAAUGGGGCGAACAAGUACCAUCUUGGCUAAACCUGUUCUUUGACCUGGCAUGGACCGCCACGUUCUCCAGUUUGACCUCAAACAACAAGUUCAGGGAACCAUGGGUAGGAUCCUUAAACGACGCGCCCCUCGCCUUCAAACUUACCACAAACACGUUUAUAGGAUUCCGUUUCAUAUAUUGCAUUUUUCAUAACGGCAUGGUGGCUAUGGGUAUCACAGGUGAUACUCAUCAACUCACGAUUUUCAGCUCGAUCACUGAAACCUCACAGGUGGCUUACAACGUCGACUUCUACACUGAUGACUGGUUCCAUUUGAUUUUUACGUUCCUGCAAUUGCUUAUUUUCGGUGCUCUGGCUGCAACCACACGAGGGUAUGAUGUUAGAAACUACAUUCUACGGUCUCCUGGUAGUUCAGAAUUGGAGACAUACGAUAUCAUAACGAUCAAUCCAGAAAGAUAUUCAACCGAACGCCUCACAAAGAUAUCUCUUCGGGUCAUCACUUUCGUUCUAGCCAUGAGUCGCGUAUUUCUUCUCAUCCAACAUCUGAGGGUUGUCAUAUACGCCAAAAUCACCGCCAAGGCCAAUCGCCUUCCUCGCCAGCUGUUCAUUGUUCCGGCUACCCUGGUCAUAUCAACUGGACUAUUCGUCACAGCAUUCCUGACUACUAUAGCUCCCAAGGGAACAGAACCGUAUGGAGCGAAAAUUAAAUACGCGUGCUGGGGAUCUGCUGUGCUGGUCGAGAUGGUUGCCCACAUUAUCAGAUUUCAACUGGAUCUUAAUCGAGGCAUUCGACUGCGGUCCCAUGGAUCAAUUACAGGCCGGUUGUCGGACAUUACGACCAUUAUACUCGGAGAGGGCAUGAACGCGAUUGCAGGUACAUUCUAUGCAAUCGAGCAAGCUCCUGGAAUCAGUGUACCGACUGGUAGCUCUGUUAUCUGUUGCGGCGUAAAGAACCAGCUUCUGCUUGUAAACUUCCUGAAUUCGGUCGACUAUAUCAUGUUAGGCAUCUCAAAAUCGAUAAAGAUCGCAGACGAGGCUCAGCUAAAUGCCACGAUGCGCCCCUUGUUGUUACAAGCUGGCUUGUCUUUUGAUCGGGAAUAUUCUAAGCUCGAUGACAUGAUCAGCUCGAAUUUUAGCCAGUAUGCCAGUCUUCCUAACGAAACCGCCACGGCUUUCGGUGACGAGAUCACGCAAGUUUGGUACUUGAGGAUUCAGCUUUCAGCCACACUCAACACAUAUUUGAACUAUAUGGAGAACGACACGAUCCCCGAAACGGUUUAUUCAACGAUUAGAAGUUACCAGACCGAUUACAACUUCACUCUGGAAGAUCUCAAGGUAUCGAAGGCCACCAACCCUCCUCAACUCCCUCACUUUGGACAGAUACAGGAAGCAUUGGUAGAGCCCAGUAUUGGAAACGCUCGCUACAUUAUGGCAAUGUACCGAUUCCACUGGGCUUCAGUCUUCAGUCGUUACACAAUGGGUGUAUGCAUGAUACUGCUUCUGUUCCUUAACAUUGGAUCCGUCCAAGCUUAUGUAGGAUGGAACGAACAGCAACUUUCUCGUCGUGCGGGAGUGUUCAAAUGGAUUGAUGCCACUUGCGUCCUUCCUACGCUGGCACUGGCGUACGCGAUUCAUUCAUCAUCGAUAAUACGAAGAACUUACGGGAUCAAACUACAGGCCUUGGUCUAUGCAGCUGUGUGGCAUUCGAGAAAGGUUGCCAGUCAGGAGAAGUAG